Striga asiatica is the source of this 480-nucleotide messenger RNA. The record is from the annotation of a GenBank genome assembly. Lineage: Eukaryota; Viridiplantae; Streptophyta; Magnoliopsida; Lamiales; Orobanchaceae.
AUGGAGAAUUUCAGUGACUUGCCGAUUGCAUUGGCUCCGGUAGAGCGGCGGACUGAGGGCGACGGCGACAGCGGGCGACGGUGGAGCGGCAGCGCGAAAAUGACUGAGACGUCACGAAACAAUAACACAACACGACAUUAUUGUAAAACACAUUUAUCGAUGAGCCGGAGCGUACUCGGCCAGGAAGGUGGGUCCCACUUCCCCAGCCAUGAUCACCAGGACCUUCUCCACGUAGACCGGCGGGUCCCCGCCGUCGGAGCCGCGGUCAUCUUUAUCGGCGGCGCCGCCGCCGUCAUCUUCGGAGGGCCUCGAGUGGGAGCAGGCGAGGAUGAAGAGGGCGAGCGCUAUGAGCCCCAGCAUCGCCGCCAGGCCGCCGAAGAGGAAAGGCACCGGCGAGUGCCACUGCGAGCGGUGCGCGGCGGCCGGAGGCGCGAGAGUAGCCGUCGCGGCGGCGUAGGGUUCGGGGGUUGGGAUUUUUGA